Molecule: messenger RNA, 1332 nt
Organism: Parasteatoda tepidariorum (common house spider)
Lineage: Eukaryota; Metazoa; Arthropoda; Arachnida; Araneae; Theridiidae
Product: mitogen-activated protein kinase 8A-like
Source: RefSeq, a predicted model, not a curated record
AUGGGUGAUCAUUUUGAUGAAAAUGAUCAUGAUUUGGGUCAAGAAGAACCCAUGCUCUCUGAUUCAUCAGGGGAGCGAUACCAACACAAAAGAGAUGCCAUGAAAAUUUUAGAGGCUAAUCACUUCGUAUGCAUUGAAAAGCUUGGGUCUGGCGCUUUUGGUGACGUAUACAAAAUGAUGGACUUCUCUGGCCAAGAAGUGGCUGUCAAAGUUGUAUCUCUUGAAGUCACUAAAAAAAGUGAAAUUGAAAUUUGGCCAAAAAUGCGUCACCCAAAUAUUAUCCCCCUCUUGCAAUAUUUUAGCCUCAAUGACCCGGAUGUGGGUGUUUUUGUAAUGCCCGUACACCGGGGCACUUUGAAAGAUGCAGUCCAAAACGAGCACUUUUUGAAUCAAACAUGUGCCGUAGACUGCCUCAAAUCAUGGCUUCAUGACACUCUUUGUGGCUUGGCUUAUUUGCACUCUAACGAGGCAUGUCACCUGGAUUUAAAAUCCGAUAACAUCUUGAUCUCGCAAGAUUAUAGAGGUGUCAUAUCUGACUUCUCUUGUCUUGCACCUGCGACGAAGGCAAUACCAAGGGAUGAGCUUGGAUUGCCACGUGUGUAUAGACCUCCUGAAGCUUGCCUAUCACUCGGGGGUGUGACAGAAGUUGAAGGCAAGGCUUUUGAUAUGUGGGCGUAUGGAGUUAUGGUCUUGGAGCUAUUUACCAACAAAGCUCUGAGUAAUGCAAUCACCUGCGCCGAAAAUUGGAACAAGGAUAUUUAUCCUUUCCUGUUCAACAUUCUUCAGGGGGAUGUUUUCAAAAGCUUCAUGAGUGGAUUGUUUCCUGCAACGGGCAUUCCAGAGGGGCAAAUUAGGCUUGCGCUGAAUUUUGUGCACACUUUUCUGAUGCCCGAUCGAAGGAAGCGGUGGAAUGCUGCAAAAGCAAUGGAGCAUUGUUUCUUUGAAAAGGGCGGUCAGAUUGGAACAGGUCCAGAUGCAAUAUGGCUGCAUUUUUGCAAAGAUGAAAACCAAACGAUAGUUGAGGAAUUGAAUGAGGAAUGGGAAAUGUUAAAGCGCAAAAAUGCAGCAUUGCAGAAGAAAGUUCUGGAAUUGAAAGAGUUUUUGGAAAUCGAUGAGUUUGCGAAAAAUGAGAAACCUGUUCCAAAAAAGAGCAUGGUUUCUGAAGGCACGCAAACUUCAAGUAGUCCGAAAGCAAUAGCUAUUCGUGAUCAUUCUAACAGUAUAUAUGACAGGAGUGCUAAUGAUUCUAAAUACAAAAAAGCAGAGUGCACUGAGCCUCAUCCAGCUUUCAUGAUGAUUGUUCAGUGGAGAUUAGACAUUACAACGCAUUAG